GGCGCACAUGUUUGAUGUGCUGGAAGAGAAACAUGUCAAUUUACUUAUAUUAAUGGUUGAAUUUUACGUUAUUAGUCAGGGACCCUGAGAAAGUUACGUAGUGUUGUUUCCAUUAAACGUUUAUUAAUUUUUUUACAAAAAUAAAAUGGUUCGCAAAAAAAUCGAUAAUAGGAUUCGUAUUUUGAUAGAGAAUUGUGUUUCAUCUCACCAUCGAUCCUUGAUUGUUAUUGUUGGGGAAAAAGCACGUGAUAGCGUUAUCAUAUUACAUGAAAUGCUUUCUAAAGCUGAAGUAAGAGCUAGGGCAUCAACUGUCUUGUGGUGUUAUAAGAAAGAUCUGGGAUUUUCUACGAAUAAAAAAAAGAGAAAACGCUUGAAGAAAGCUCAGGCACUGCAUGGAAAGCAGCAUCUUGAUGAGAAUGAUUCAUUUGAAUAUUUUUUAGCAUCUACUAAUAUACGAUAUUGUUAUUAUAGUGAGACUCAUUCAAUAUUAGGUCAGACGUUUGGAAUGACAAUUUUGCAAGACUUUGAAGCUUUGACACCUAAUUUACUUGCUCGCACUGUAGAGACUGUAGAAGGCGGUGGAAUGAUUCUUAUUCUUCUGCAGACAUUAACAUCUUUAAAACAGCUCUACACAAUGACUAUGGAUGUACAUGCACGCUACAGAACAGAAGCUCACCAAGAUGUUGUGUGCAGAUUUAAUGAACGUUUUAUUCUGUCUUUGCCUACGUGUUCUGACUGUUUAGUUUUAGAUGAUAAGCUCAACAUAUUGCCAAUAUCAUCUAAUGCUUUGAGUAUCAAACCUUUGCCACCAAAAUCUCUGGAUGGCCCAAAAUCUCUUGAAGAAGAAGAACUAAUUAGUUUGAAAUCUUCAGUAGAUUCUUCACAACCUGUGGGUGUGCUUGUUAAAUUGUGCAAAACACUUGAUCAAGCAAAAGCUGUAAUAAAAUUCGUAGAAUCAUUGUCAGAAAAAACUCUUCGAAGCACUGUAACGCUCACUUCUGCAAGAGGUAGAGGAAAAUCUGCUGCUUUGGGACUUGCCAUUGCUGGAGCAAUUGCUUUCAAAUACACAAAUAUUUUUGUAACAUCACCACAUCCUGAAAACUUAAAAACUCUUUUUAAAUUUUUGUUAGAGGGUUUGGAUGCAUUGGGAUAUGAGAAAACAACAGACUAUGAAGAAACAAGGUCUACAAACCCUGAAUUUAACAAAGCUAUAGUUCAAGUCACUGUGAAUCAGAAGCAUCGACAGACUGUUAAAUAUAUUAGUCCAUCUUCUAACUUAAAAAUUGGGCUUGUUGAACUGGUUGUAAUAGAUGAAGCAGCUGCUAUUCCUCUUCCUUUCGUAAAAAGUUUACUAGGUCCAUAUUUAGUUUUUAUGGCUUCUACUAUUAACGGUUUUGAAGGAACUGGCAGAUCUCUUUCACUUAAACUAAUCAAUCAAUUACGAAAACAGUCAAGCAAUAACCAAGUUAAAGAUGAUGAUUUAGAGUCAAGCAAAAAUUAACUUGCAAAGGCAUCUUUAAAACGAUGUUCUGUAACAGAACGUGUUUUGCAUGAGAUAACAUUGAAUGAGUCCAUUCGAUACAGAAAUGGAGACAAAGUUGAAGAUUGGUUAAAUCGUUUGUUAUGUCUAGAUGCUACUAUACAUGCUUCAAAAUUGCUUACUCCACCUCCUGCUACAGAAUGCAAAUUAUAUUACGUCAGUCGUGACACUCUUUUCAGCCACAAUAAAUUUGCUGAACGUUUUCUUCGCAAACUGGUUGCUAUAUUUGUAGCUUCUCAUUACAAAAAUUCUCCGAAUGAUUUGCUGAUAAUGUCAGAUGCUCCUGCUCAUCAUAUAUUUUGUUUAUGUGCUCCUUCUACCAAAAAAUUGCCUGAAAUUCUUUGUGUUGUACAGGUUUGCAUGGAAGGUAAAUUAUCUCAAAACACAGUGAAGCAAGAACUCAAUCGUGGUAGGCGGGGGGCUGGAGAUCUUAUACCUUGGACUAUUUCACAAGAGUUUUCAGAAGAAGAUUUUCCUGCUCUUGCUGGCGCUCGUAUUGUUCGAAUAGCUACUCAUCCUGAAUAUCAGAGGAAAGGCUAUGGCUUGCAAGCCCUGAAAUUGCUACAAGAAUUUUAUGAAGGAAAACAUGUUUCUCAUUCUGUUGCUCCUGUAAGCAUGACUCCAAAGCUUGUAGAAAAUGAUGCUGAAAUAAUCGAAAAUGCUCUAGAAGAAAGAUUAGAACCCCGAACUUCAUUGCCACCAUUACUUUUUGAACUUAAUCAGUUAAAUCCAGAUAUUUUGGAUUAUAUUGGUGUAUCGUAUGGCUUAUCUAAUGAUCUGUUGAGAUUUUGGAAAAAGGCUCGUUUUUGUGCUGUUUAUCUAGGCCACACACCAAACCAACUUACUGGAGAGCAUUCUUGCAUAAUGCUGAAACAGCUAAAAGGACUUGCUACAAAGUCGAAGUGGUUGCCUUCGUUUUGGUUUGAUUUCUGUGAAAAGAUUAUUCAGUGUUUACCAUAUCCCAAACUGGCAGAUUCACUUGCAUUGGAUCUUAUCUCCAUUGACAUUUUUAACAAUGAGAGACCUGCAGGUAUAAGUAAAGCUGAAUUAUUUGCAUACUUGAGGCCUCCUGAUUUUGAUCUCUUGAAAAAGUUCUCUGAUGACAUGAAUUUUGGAAUUCCUCCCAAUUACAUUACAGCUGUACUUGCACAAUUUUAUUUUACCCAUCGUAUAAGAGAGUGCCAUCUUAACAAAUGUGAAACAAUUUCAUUGUUUUCUAUUGGAAUUGUGCACAGAAGUUAUGAAGAAGUAGCAAUGGAUCUGAACUUAACUGUAAAACAAGUAAAAGAAAAUUUUGGUUCAGCAAUAAAAAAAGUAGCAGACUCUAUUCUUCAUUUAUGUGAAGAAUAAUAAAUUGAGCUAUGUAUAUAAUUUUGAAUAUUUUAUGCUGUAAAUUUUGUAAAAUGUUUUAUAUGUAUAGUAGAACUGCCAAUAAACUAUUUUUGGACCACA
Messenger RNA from Stegodyphus dumicola, 2992 nucleotides. Its product is annotated as RNA cytidine acetyltransferase l(1)G0020. Gene Ontology annotation, cellular component: nucleolus; 90S preribosome. Gene Ontology annotation, molecular function: tRNA binding; 18S rRNA cytidine N-acetyltransferase activity; ATP binding. Lineage: Eukaryota; Metazoa; Arthropoda; Arachnida; Araneae; Eresidae. Gene Ontology annotation, biological process: rRNA acetylation involved in maturation of SSU-rRNA. The record is from RefSeq and is a predicted model, not a curated record.